GAAAUCAUUCAAUGGAUCGUGAACUUCUGUAACAGUUUUGGAUAUUUCUAUUGUCUGGUAAACUUUCCCUUUUCUUUUAAUUUUUCAACCGAAAUCUAGUGAAAAAUGUGUAUUCCGUCCGUCCCUAGUGUAUAAGCGUGGACAAGGAGAUUUCAGUGUUAUUAAAAGAUUUAAUGCAGGAUUAUCAAAAAGUCAGGAGUGGCAAUUUUAACCUAUAUGAAAGCAAUAAACACGUUUUUGUCAACAUAGCAAGUGGGAUUUAGAGGUAUUAUGGCCUAAAAUUAAUUUUGAAAAUAACUUGCCUGCUAAAUAUAGGAGAAGAAGAAGUUAUUUGUUUCUUGGUCGUAAAAAGUGUUAAGAAGAAUUGGAGAGUUAUUCAUGUAACUGGAAUGCUUUGGACAUUUAGGCAACAAAUUAGAGAUUUGUAGAAAAUUUGAUAAUAUUAAUAUCAGCGUUAAUCGAGCCAAAGACAGAGAUGGGAAUGGAGAAGAUAAAAUGGAAUUUUCAAAGCCUGGAUCAGCUUCACUACGCAGUGAAUUCUACCUUACGAUACGCCAUGCAGAACGAGAGAUGUAAACGAUGGUCUAAGGUGAUAGAGACUUAUAACCUGGUUCUUUGGAUGAUCGACUUGAAGAAUCUCCCGGAUGAUUACGAGCCACCAGCCCUAUACAACAUGCUGAUGUAUGAGACAUAUUAUCACAUUGGAGUCGCCUAUCAACACAUAGGCGAUCAUAAAAGAGCAUCAGAAGCUUACACAAACGCCAUCAACACAGUGUCUAUUCUUAAGAAUGGUUGUUUGGCUGGAUGUGUCACCAAUUCCUGUCUGAUGACGCCAUUAUACGCAAGAAGAGCUUUUGCAUAUGUUCGAAUAGGUGAUAUGAAAAGUGCAAUGAAAGACGCCGAGAAGGCGGUGGUGCUGGACAGUAAAAAUCCAGAUGUAUACUGUAUCCGAGCUUUAACAAAGAGUUCAGAUGACAACGAAGGAGCGGCUUUAAAGGAUGUUGAGCUUGCACUAAAGCUAAAACCAGGCCACCUUUGUUCUUUGAUGUUGCGAUCAGCACUUACAAAGCCAUUGGUUUCACAAUUUUCAAGUUUACUUGCCGUGGUCCAGAAGGUGGACGCAAUGAAAUCCGAAAAUGACAGCUGUGCCACAGUUUCAAAUUUCAGACAUCCAUGCAUUAUGGAAUUUUAUGACAAAUAUCUGUUUACACUGUGUGUACCACACACUGUUGUUCAAAUUGACCUUACGCCAAACAAACCCAGCAAGAAACAAUUAGCAGAGUCACAAAAAGAACCAGCACAAAGCACACUAAAACAGAGGCCAGUUUCUGCACCAGACAGAAUAUCUGUUGAGCCCUUUAAGUGUGGGACGCCAUGUAAAGAAUUUGACAAAAUGGCAACAAGGAGACGAAAAGACUACGGAGAGGCAAUCCGGAAACAUAUAAGUCGACCGAAAACAGCGAAUGCAUUCUUUGAACAAUUAGAACGUGAGCGGAAGAAACAGGCCGACAUUACAGAAAUGGAGAGACGGCGAGUUGUUUCAGCAGGCGUCAAGCGUCUAAAUGAGACUGCAUUAGUUUCCGGAACUGCGCAUGCUGAGUCACACGCAAAGCUAAACAAGCGGUACCAUUCAGCACCACUAACGCGCCUGACAGGGGCAAAAUUAAAUACAACAUCAACAACAAUACAAGAUCUAGAAAGUUCCAAGCCACCAAAGCCACAGAAACCACAUUAUGAUAAAGAAAACAAAGAAAAUAUAUCGAGGUCAUCCACCAAAAAUAGUGCGAAGGAAUCCGAAUUACGCAGAAAUAAAUCAGUUACAAUUACAGAAAAUUCACCAAAUGUAAAGAAAAUAUCUUCCUCCAAAAAAUUUACAUUUCCUACUCCAGUUAAUUAUUCAACACCUGUAUUUCAACCGGUGAAUAUACGGGAUGCCCCGAGGAUGUAUUACAAACCUUGGAAAGGAGAUAUGUUACCUGUUGCAGAAGUAAAUCGACAUAUCCUUGCACCAUGUUGGAAGUAAUACACAAGUACCAUGUGUGACACGGUUUAAUUUGAUAAUAUCUUACUAUUGCUAUGAAA
Molecule: messenger RNA, 2082 nt
Organism: Saccostrea echinata
Lineage: Eukaryota; Metazoa; Mollusca; Bivalvia; Ostreida; Ostreidae
Exons: 14
Coding region: 476-2023 (515 amino acids)
Molecular function (GO): protein binding
Source: RefSeq, a predicted model, not a curated record